AUGUCUGUCCCAACAUCUAGCAAAGGCCAAUACCUCCACGGUCCAAAGACCCUCAACCUGGAAGAACGACCGCUUCCCGCCCCUGCAAGCGACGAAGUGCAAAUAGCCAUCCGCUCCACAACCCUCUGCGGCUCGGACGUACACUACUACACAUACAACCGCAAUGGCUCGAUUGAAAUCAAAGAACCUCUCUGUGGUGGCCACGAAGCAGCAGGCGUGGUCGUUGCACUGGGGCACGGAAUCCAGAACUCUACACCCCUAAGGCCAGGCGACAAGGUGGCUAUUGAAAGUGGCGUUCCGUGCGAGAACUGCCCGAAAUGCAAAAGCGGGCUGUACAAUGUUUGUCCCCAGCUUCGGUUCCGGAGUAGUGGUGCUCCGUUUCCUCAUUUCCAGGGAACUCUACAGGAGUAUGUCAAUCAUCCGGCAAGAUGGUGUCAUAAACUGCCGGAGCCAUUGAGCUUUGAUGAUGGGGCGCUGCUUGAGCCGUUAUCGGUGUGUAUUCAUGCAACGAAAAGGGCGCGGAUGGAGAAGGGCCAGACGUCUUUGGUAUUCGGUGCAGGGGCUGUGGGAUUGCUCUCGGCUGCUGUCGCGAAGAUUGAGUAUGGGAGUCGUGUUGUUAUCGCAGAUAUUGAUAGCGGCCGGGUGGGCUUCGCGGUUAGCGAGGGAUUUGCAGACGUGGGUUUUACUAUAAUGCCUAAGAGAGGCACUACCUCGGAGGAGAAGCUGGGUAUCGCUAGGGAGGUGGCUGAGGAAAUUGGAAAGUUAUCCUGGCCGCAAGGGGGGCAGGUAGGCCGGCUGGAUGUGGUCUUGGAGUGUACCGGGGUCGAAACUUGUGUGCAGACGUCUAUAUACGCAGCAGACAGUGCCGGCAAGGUUGUCCUUAUUGGGAUGGGAACAGCGAACCAACUCUGGCCAAUUUCGGAACUAACUGGGCGAGAGAUUGAUAUAGUGUCAGUCUGGCGCUAUGCUUCCUGCUACCCCCGAGCCAUUGGUAUCAUGGACGCCGUGGCCCGUCAGGGUAUGCUUCCGGAUAUACGCAAGCUCAUCACGCAUAGAUUUAAGGGUCUUGAGUCUGUCCCGAACGCCUAUGAGACGGCCGCGCAGACAAAAGAUGCCAAGUCUCAGCUGGUCAUCAAGACUGUUGUUAACCUGUAA
This is a messenger RNA of Aspergillus puulaauensis, 1155 nucleotides long. RefSeq names its product NAD(P)-dependent alcohol dehydrogenase. NCBI's taxonomy places the organism in Eukaryota, Fungi, Ascomycota, Eurotiomycetes, Eurotiales, Aspergillaceae. Bases 1 to 1155 code for a protein of 384 amino acids. The transcript has 2 exons. Gene Ontology annotation, biological process: D-sorbitol catabolic process. The record is from RefSeq and is a predicted model, not a curated record. Gene Ontology annotation, molecular function: L-iditol 2-dehydrogenase (NAD+) activity; zinc ion binding.